Molecule: messenger RNA, 2000 nt
Organism: Brassica rapa (field mustard)
Lineage: Eukaryota; Viridiplantae; Streptophyta; Magnoliopsida; Brassicales; Brassicaceae
Product: rho GTPase-activating protein 5
Biological process (GO): signal transduction
Molecular function (GO): GTPase activator activity
Source: RefSeq, a predicted model, not a curated record
CAGUGGAAUUAAACCUGAUCUGGCUCGGCCCAACUCUGAUCUAAUGCCAGUAAACUAGUGUUUAGGCCUUGAAACAAUAUAAACAAGGGGUUAUAGCCUACUUUCUGGUUACUAUUUGUUGGUUUGGUUUAGGCCCAAUACUCGCUCUAAGUGCUGCAAUGGUACAAAGCUAGAAAAACAGAGCUACAAAAUCGAUAGAGAAACCGGUAAAAAUACAGUGUGAUGAUGAGGUUGGUGGUAGUAUUAUGUUGGCAACGUUCUUUUUGAUCUUUUUUAAUUGGACCUCAUAGAGAGUUAUAAAACUAUAUUGUCAAUUUAAAAAGAAAAUUAGAGAGAUAAUUAUUAUGGUAAAAAUUCCUCACUUGUUUUUAUUGAUACACAAUCACACAGAAAAAAAGAGACAGAUGUUCUAAUAUUUAGUAUUUAGAAGAGUAAAACCCACGCUAAUUGUUAUUAGUUUUUAAUUAGUAUUGAGAGACAGAUGUUAUAGACUUAGAAAUCAAAUUUAACGUAGUGAUUCCCACGUUCUACCUUCCUCCUAACCUUUUUCUUCAUCACCACUCAAUAUCUGCAACAUUCUUUGUAACGUACAUGUAACUUCCCAACUUAAAUAUUUUUCUUGUGUAACCAACUUCGUUGCCGACCAAAAUUCCUUAGUCGCAAAACCUCUUUUCUUUAUGUUCAUCACAUUGUCCGAAACUUAUUGUUUUCUUUCUUCUCAAUGAAAUAGCAAGAAGACUGGAUCGUGUGAGGAGAGAUAGAGAGACUGAGAAGACGCCGCAAGCCCCAGCAUUGGUGGUUUGGCGGUGGUCGAGUCGUCCUGGAGCUGUCUCGUUGUUUCUCGACGGCCGAGAAGGAAGAAACCGAGCGGCUAACCAUGGAGAUUGGUGGUCCAACCAAUAUCCAACACGUGGCUCACGUGACCUUUGAUCGCUUCAACGGUUUCCUUGGCCUGCCUUCUGAGUUCGAGCCUGAUGUCCCCAAAAAGGCUCCCAGUGCAAGUGCAACAGUGUUUGGGGUUUCGACAGAGUCAAUGCAGUUAUCAUAUGAUUCGAGGGGGAACUGUGUUCCUGUGAUACUCUUGAUAUUACAGAGUAGGCUAUAUGAUCAAGGAGGCUUGCAGGUGGAAGGAAUAUUCAGAAUAACAGGAGAGAACAGUGAGGAAGAGUACGUAAGGGAGCAGCUAAACAAAGGGUUGAUACCUGAUGGGAUCGAUGUUCAUUGUCUAGCUGGACUUAUCAAGGCUUGGUUCAGAGAGCUACCGAGAGGGGUACUGGAUCCUCUACCAGCGGGGCAAGUGAUGCAGUGCGAGUCAGACGAUGAGUUUGUCAAGGUUGUGAGGCUCUUGCCUCAGACAGAAGCUUCUCUUCUCAAUUGGGCAAUCAAUCUCAUGGCUGAUGUAGUUCAGUUUGAGCAUGUUAACAAGAUGAACUCUCGUAACCUUGCUUUAGUCUUUGCCCCUAACAUGUCUAAGAUGGCAGACCCGUUGACUGCAUUGAUGUAUGCGGUUCAAGUGAUGAAGUUGCUGAAGAGCCUCACAGAGAAAAUCCUGGGAGAAAGGGGAGCCACGUCUUCUCAUGUUGAUAAGAGAUGUAGCAAUGAAGCCGAAGAAGGUGAGAAGGAAGAAGAGGAGGAGGAGGAAGAAAAAGAUGGUGUGUACAUAAUUGAGAGAGAAGCGCCAGAGAUAAUAAGAGUGGUUGUUGAUGAACACAAGGCAUGAUGCAUGAAGAUUGCGUUUGAAGGUUCUAGUACUUCUGAUUCAAAGGGAGUUCUAUAGCCACUCAUUUGCAAACCGAACCCCAUAUACAAGUGUAACUGAUGUUCUUUAUUAUAUUUUGUGUCUUGGUUGCUUGUUAAAAUAUAUUCGUGUAUGUAACUUCUAGGUAAUGUAGUUUGUUGUUGAAUGAUGAUAUGGUACAAGACUACUAAUUCUAUGGGAUGAUAAGCAACAUGUACAUGCCUUUCUACUUAUAGUAAGAUCAUUUUCAUUCCAACUCAAA